UUUUGAGGGUUGGUUUAUUGGCUGUUGGUGAGAAAAAUGAAUUGGUUGCUAAACUUCUUUAUUUUUGACGCGAUCUUUACUGCCGCGGCUAGUUUGGACGAAGGAAUCGUAAAUUGGAUUCAUUCAUUCGGUUCCCUGAACCAGCACGUCGAAACCAUGCACGGUUUAAAUCGUCCGUGGUUUAAAGAUGUACAUUCAAGACGAAAAAGAAGCCUGAUGAACUUUCACAAUGUCAUACAAUGCGCACAACCGUGGGCAAACAAUGUGCUGUCGACUUACGGAGACUACGGGUGCUACUGUGGUUAUUCGGGUGAAGGGCGACCUUUGGACGACACGGAUCAGUGCUGUUACUUGCACGACAGGUGUUAUGAUGAAGCCGAGACCAUUACGAAGACGUUUUCAGAGCGUACAGGAGGCAGUUAUUUUGCGGACUACAGCUACGAGUGUAAGGAAAACAGACCGAUAUGCAUCGAAAAUGAAAACACUGUGUAUACACAGGCAAUUUGCAACUGUGAUCGUAUAGCAUCGGAAUGUUUCUUAGCGGCAAGGAGAACAUAUAAUCGCGGAAUGUUCAAUUUAAAUACAAAUAAAUACUGUACUGAAAACGCCGAUCUAAGCGAUCUACGCUUCAACGUUCAUUUAUUAUCCAAGCUGUACACAUGUCCCAUGGAGUUAAACCAAGACCGCUGCUGUGUGGACAAAGGUUACAACUCUGCUUACGAAACAUGCUGCGAUGGAAGAGUGAGGAAAAAGCCAGAAAACGCAAGGGAUAUUGCUUGCUGCGGUCGCCGUGUGUACGACACGGAACGAAAAUCCUGCUGUGCUGGACGGCUCCAUCGCAACCUGCCACACAAACAAUGUUGUUAUAAUGGAGUGGUGGUGGACACGAGGAGACAACAUUGCCCCGCGUUAAAUACAAGCUCAAAUGCCACAGUUUAUUAGAACUCGUAAAAAAAGUGUUUUAAUUGUGUCUUUAAUAUUGUUUAUAAAUUAUUGUUCGUUUUCAUUGGGUGUAACAAACUGUUUCUUUUUAGGGAAGUUGUCGCCACUAUUAAAAGCUUGAUGUUAUUUUGCCACCAUGAUGUGCUUGUUAGUUGUGAAUCUGUAAAUCAAAUGUCCCUAAAUCUAUCGAGAAUGCUAGCUAUGUUCUUGUUCAAGAUGGUUCUUGUUGUAAAAAUACCAUUAGUAUCAAAUUUACGUAUAUGCAAAGCCUUCUGCUCGUUUAAAUUAGGUUGAUGUUUAAAACCGUGCCUGACUUAACGCUACAGUUGUUGCUGAUCAUUUAUAUUGAUUUGAAUUAUUUAUUUGAUAAACGUUGCUUCAGGUUGAUGUACAGUUUACCUUGUAUAAAUUUCAGUUAUUUUUUUCGCGUCGUUGUCUUAAUUAAUCAAUCUGUAUCUCGUGUUUACAGA
Messenger RNA from Ciona intestinalis (vase tunicate), 1412 nucleotides. RefSeq lists its product as uncharacterized. NCBI's taxonomy places the organism in Eukaryota, Metazoa, Chordata, Ascidiacea, Phlebobranchia, Cionidae. Gene Ontology annotation, biological process: phospholipid metabolic process; lipid catabolic process; arachidonate secretion. Gene Ontology annotation, molecular function: calcium ion binding; A2-type glycerophospholipase activity. The record is from RefSeq and is a predicted model, not a curated record.